AGCAUUCCGACUUUCUUCCCUCUCGUCGCAGCCUUUUAACUCUGUUCAUUUGAGUUUGGCACACCCCUCGAUUCAACAUGCCUACCAGAGAACACAAGAACCGAAAGAAGCGUGGACACGUUUCCGCUGGUCACGGUCGUAUUGGAAAGCACCGUAAGCACCCCGGUGGUCGUGGUCUUGCCGGUGGUCAGCACCACCACCGCAUCAACAUGGACAAGUACCAUCCCGGCUACUUCGGUAAGGUCGGUAUGCGAUACUUCCACAAGACCCUGAACAAGUUCCACCGCCCCGCCAUCAACCUGGACAAGCUCUGGACUCUUGUUCCUGAGGAGGUCAAGGCCAGCGGUCAGGUCCCCGUCAUCGAUACUCUUCGUGCUGGUUAUGGCAAGGUUCUUGGCAACGGUCGUCUCCCCGAGCAGCCCCUCAUCGUCAAGGCCCGCUUUGUCUCUCGACGAGCUGAGGAGAAGAUUGUCGCCAAGGGUGGCAAGGUCGAGCUCAUUGCUUAAAUGCUCUCACUCCAAUAAACGAACGAGGCUUUUAGUGCUUGAA
Polychytrium aggregatum is the source of this 549-nucleotide messenger RNA. Its product is annotated as putative 60S ribosomal protein L27A. Gene Ontology annotation, biological process: translation. Gene Ontology annotation, cellular component: ribosome; cytosolic large ribosomal subunit. Gene Ontology annotation, molecular function: structural constituent of ribosome. NCBI's taxonomy places the organism in Eukaryota, Fungi, Chytridiomycota, Chytridiomycetes, Polychytriales. The coding region runs from base 78 to 506 and encodes 142 amino acids. The transcript is spliced from 5 exons. The record is from RefSeq and is a predicted model, not a curated record.